GUCUCACCGUGUGAUCUCUUUUUCUAUGCAGGAUGACAUAAUGCAAGCUAAUAGAAAUGUUUUUUUAAUAAAUACAUAUAUAUAUAUAUUUUUUUUUUUGGAAUCUCGCCAAUAAAUACCCAUGAUAUUUUCAUCCUCAAAGUCGUGACGAAGUUUUGAAGCAAGCAGGAAUAGGAGGAGAAUCAUCUUCUGCUGUGAAGAUGGUGUUUGUUAAAGAGGAGAGUGAGGAGAACAUGAGAGAACCAGAAACAUGGAGAAUAAAACAAGAGGAACCAGAAAUAUUGAGAAUAAAACACGAGGAACCAGAAAGAUGGAGAAUAAAACACGAGGAACAAGGAGGGCUGAUGAAAGUGAAGGAAGAAAGACAAGAUCUAGAUGAAGUGGAGGAGGAACAUCACGAUGUGGAUGAAGAAAAGUCAGAGAGUUGCCGCGUUCAAAUAACAGACGUCAAAAGGCCUUUCAGCUGCUCUCAGUGUGGAUACCGUUACGGACAGAGAAGAAGCCUUAUUAAACACAUGAGAAUUCAUACGGGAAAAACCUUUCAGCUGCUCUCAAUGCGGAAACACUUUCACGUGUAA
Puntigrus tetrazona (Sumatra barb) is the source of this 578-nucleotide messenger RNA. RefSeq names its product zinc finger protein 570-like. The transcript has 2 exons. Bases 201 to 578 code for a protein of 125 amino acids. The record is from RefSeq and is a predicted model, not a curated record. Lineage: Eukaryota; Metazoa; Chordata; Actinopteri; Cypriniformes; Cyprinidae.